AUGUUUGAGGAAAUUGAAAAUUUGUAUGAAGCAGUGAACAAUCCUGAGCAAGUUCAGGAAGCAACAGUACAAAUGAUGAAAUAUCUUCAAGAUCCUGGUAUUUUUGAAGCAUUUUUCCAAAUAAUUCAGAGUCCAAAGUCUGAUAAUUCAAUUAAAUCUUCAUUGACUUACAUGAGCAGGGCGAUAACAAUCCAAAAGCAAACACUUUCACCAGAAUUACUUCAAAUAAUCAAAUCAAAUUUACUGAAUCUCGCAUUUACUCCUCAUUCACAAGAAAUUAUUGAUUUAAUAUGUCUAGUUAUAGAAAAGAUCCUUGAAAUCGACCCAAUAAGUAACUUCCCUGAAUUAAUUGAACAAAUUUUUAACUCAAUAUCAUCACUGGAGCUUGUAACUAACUCUAUCACUUAUUUACCUUCAGUUCUUUCAUAUUUAGAAGAAGAGCAAAUCAAUGAAAAUAUUGAUCAAUUUUUUGCAAUAAUUGAUAGCGCAAUAACCUCAAAUUCAUGGCCAGUUAGGAGUUCUGCCUUCCUCAUUCUUCAAAAACUCUGUAAGAAGUCAAAUGAACUCAAUGUUACGCAGCAUAUUAUUCCAAUUCAGAAUUACGAGCAUUCAACACAAAUUUUUAAUCAACCACAAACGAAAAAGUAUCUUAAAGAGAUUUGGAGUACAUUUUUCUAUCUCGUUUCCAACAAAAACGUUGAAAAAGAUUUUAUUACAGAAAUUUAUCCAUUAAUUCUCGAAAUAUCUUCUAAUUCAGGCAUAGAACCUAUGACAAGGAUUCUUGUCCUUCAAUCAGUAAGCGUUAUUCUCGAAGAUAUGGAUGAAAACCAAAUCAGCCAAAUUUUUGACCUCGUAUUCAAUUUAGGAACACAAAUUCUUGCUUCUGAUGGUACAUUCGAGCAGAUCGCCCUAUUCAUUUUCGAAUCUGCCCUUGAAAAUUUAGAUCCAUCAGCUGCUUAUUCUCUAGUAAAGCAAAGGAUCGAAACGGCCUUCUCAUCUGCAGAUGUCAACUCACAAGCGUUCGGAAUUUACAUUCUAAGUGAAGUAAUUACCGUUUCUCCCGAAAUUUCGAAUUCUGACAUCACAUUUUUGUCUCAAACGAUGACUUCAGCCCUUGAUUUGCAGAACGACCUGCUAUCGGAGUCGGUCUGCAUAUUUGUCAACUCUUCAGUUCAAGCCUUUUCCACUGCAACGACAUUAUGUUGUUCAUUAAUCAGAAAAGUUGUUCCUCUCUUCAUCUCGGAGAGUCCAUCUCUUAGAACAGCAGCCUUCGAUGCUGUCCAUUCCCUCUGUGAUGUCGUGGAUGGCUCCAUUGACAACUUUUUCUCAUUAGUUUUUCAGUUGGUCGACCAAAUACCAGAAAAUAACCGUUCAUCUUUUAACACGAUUCUUGCGGAUGCAAUCAACAAAGACGAAGAAGUCGGGGAUGACGAAAUCGACUCAUGUUUGGAAUAUGUUUCCCAUUAUUUCAACGAAAUUGAUUUCGAUGAUUCAAGUUCUGUUUUGUUGAUUGUUUCUUCAAUUCUCAAAAAAGAUGAAUCCCAAAGUAGUGACAUCCUCGAACCAGCUGUAUCAUUAGCUGUCAAGAUACUCGAAGAAGGCAAUGCAAUGUCUAAAAUUGAUGUAAUUGACUUCGUUUACGACAUCUUUCCUCAAUUUUCUGAAAUUUUCAUGUCAGAUUUCAAAAUUUUGACAGACAAAAUAUACGAAAUUGCGAAAUCUGUGCUCAAUGAAGGUAACCAGGACGAAGAGAAAGACAAUGUUGUUGUAGACGCAAUCAAUACUAGUUGUUUAGUAGCAAAACAACUAAAAAGUCGUGAAAUGGCAUCGAUUUUAGCAAAAUCAACGAUUUUUGUCAUCAAAAACGAUGCAGAAUCAUAUUCCAAAGACAUUUCACAGUCCAUUGCAUCGAUUGCUGAAUAUAUCGAUGACAAUGAAUCAUUAGAGUUGUUUAAUUUAUUAACAACAAUAAUGAAUGAAACAGAAAACGAAGAAAUCGUUACAGAUUUCAUUUUAGCUUAUGAGAAUUUGAUUUCUCACUCAAGCGAAUCUAAUAAAAUGAAUUUCCUUGAGACAGGAUAUUCAUUCAUUAUCAAGUUCUUCACAGGAGAACUUUCUUGUUUGGAAGGUAAAAAUCCUUUCCAAAACCAUGUUGAUUUUAAAUUGAUGUCACAAAUCGGAUAUUUAAUUGGAGAUGUCAUUAAAUUCAACAUCGGAGAAGCAAGUGAACAAUUGUGUAAUUAUAUGUUGGAAGUACUUAAAAUGCCCAAUAACUUGGCCGCUUUCUCUUUCAUUGGUUCUUUCUCUGAUGCCAUUGAAAAUGGAAAUUGUUCGAACCAAGUUUUGGAAGAAUUAUUAACUAUUUUGUCCGAAAUCAUUGAAACUGCUUCUGAUCCAGACAUGUUACAUAAUAUUUGUUAUUUGUUGAAUGUGAUUGUCCAGAAACACCCUGAAAUUGUCAAUUCCGUCAUGUCUUUUUCUGAACAGAUUUGGCAAUGGUUCACAACAGCAUUGGAAGAUCCUGUUGGAUGGGGAUUGUUCCUUUCUAAUGUUGCUUCUUUGUUUUUGACUUUGUCUUUGUUUGAUAAUGUUCCUAACAUGAUCAUCUCUACUUCUUUGAAACAGUUUCCACCUGUGGAUUUAGAUGAAACAGAAAACAUGGCAAAAACAAUCAUUAAAUUGUUUGAUAGCAAUAAGAUUAAUGAUGAAAUCAUUGAAUCUCUCAUUUUCUCAUUAGCAAACUUUGUUUUGCUUUCAAAGAGUGAUUUGGAAGAAAGAUCUGUAUCAAAUGAUGUCUAUAACACCAUCAAAGGUUAUUUCAUUAGAUUGAUGAGUUCUGAUGAAUCAAAACAGCUUUUAUCCGUGGCUUUCUCAAAACAAAGAUCAAAAUUAUCGAAAUUGCAAAAAUUAUUACAAUAA
This is a messenger RNA of Trichomonas vaginalis G3, 2919 nucleotides long. RefSeq names its product armadillo (ARM) repeat-containing protein family. The record is from RefSeq and is a predicted model, not a curated record. The coding region runs from base 1 to 2919 and encodes 972 amino acids. NCBI's taxonomy places the organism in Eukaryota, Parabasalia, Trichomonadida, Trichomonadidae. The transcript has a single exon.